AUGGACGUCGUGCAAGCUGUAUCGGGAUACAUCUCGAAGAUGGUGUCGGCAGGGGAUAGCGCCUCAGGGACUCCAUCAGCGAAAAUGAAGAUCCUAUUACUCGACAGCGAGACCGUAUCGAUCGUUUCCACAGCUAUUACGCAGUCCGCCCUCCUAAACCACGAGGUCUACCUUAUUGACCGCCUCGACAACCAAAAUCGCGAGAAGAUGAGACACUUGAGGUGUCUAUGUUUCGUACGGCCCUCCGCAGACUCAAUACAGUUCCUCAUCGACGAAUUCCGAGACCCCAAGUAUGGAGAGUACAACAUAUACUUCAGCAAUGUGGUAAAGAAGUCGUCUCUGGAAAGACUGGCAGAGGCAGAUGAUCAUGAGGUAGUUAGGGCUGUGCAGGAGCAUUUUGCGGACUAUCUGGUGGUCAAUCCAGAUCUGUUUACAUUGGACAUUGGAUUCCCGCGGCAGCGCAUAUGGAGUUCCAACCCAGAUAUGUGGAAUACGGACGCGCUGCAGCGUUCUACGGAGGGACUGAUCGGGGUGUUGUUGUCGUUGAAGAAGAAGCCUCUGAUACGGUACGAGAAGAGUAGCUUGCUGGCAAAAAAGCUGGCAACGGAAGUGAAAUAUCAUAUGACCCAAGAAGAACAACUAUUUGAUUUCAGAAAGGUCGAUACACCCCCAAUAUUGCUGAUACUGGAUCGAAGAGAUGACCCAAUUACACCUCUUUUGACACAGUGGACAUACCAAGCUAUGGUCCACGAACUCCUGGGAAUACAAAAUGGCCGAGUGGAUUUAAGUGAAGUUCCAGAUAUCCGGCCCGAAUUGAAGGAAGUGGUAUUAUCCCAAGAUCAAGACCCAUUUUUUAAGAAGAACAUGUAUUUGAAUUUUGGAGAUCUUGGUGGGAACAUCAAAGACUAUGUUGAGCAAUAUCAGUCCAAAACGAAAAACAGCUCCAACAUUGAGUCAAUAGCGGACAUGAAACAGUUCAUUGAGGAAUACCCUGAGUUUCGAAAGCUCUCUGGGAACGUGAGCAAGCAUGUUACUCUAGUUGGCGAAUUGAGCAGGAAAGUAGGCGCGGAGAAUCUGCUUGAGGUCAGUGAGGUGGAACAGAGCCUGGCAUGUAAUGAUAACCAUGCUAGCGAUUUAAGAAACGUUCAAAGACUUAUACAGUCCCCAACUGUCACUCCUGACUCCAAACUACGGCUCGUUGCUCUCUACUCGCUGAGAUAUGAGAAACAUCCCUCCAAUGCAUUACCAAUCUUGGUAGAUUUACUAGGCGCAGCCGGAAAUGUCCCGCAACGACGCAUCGACCUCGUUGCAAAACUCCUAACUUACCAUUCAUCGCUGCAGCAAACUCAAUCCACCGGUGGAAUCUCAGAUAUGUUUGAAUCAGCCGGAAUAUUCUCAGGGGCCAGAGACCGGUUGAAGGGCCUCAAAGGUGUCGAAAAUGUCUACACACAACAUUCACCUCGGUUGGAACUCACACUCCAGAAUCUCAUCAAAGGACGGUUACGAGAACAGCAAUAUCCGUUCAUCGAAGGCGGAGGCUCAACUCGGGACAAGCCACAGGAUAUCAUCUUGUUUAUAGUUGGGGGUGUUACUUUUGAGGAGGCGAAGACUGUGUCACAGAUCAACGCCUCAUCUCCCGGAAUCAGGAUUGUUAUAGGCGGAACUUGUGUGCAUAAUAGUACUACAUUCCUAGAGGAAAUGGAAGAUGCGGUAUCAACGUGGCCAGAGCCUGCGCCUACAACUGCUGCUGGAAGGUUACGAAAGGAGACGGGCAGGAGAUUAAGGAGUAAUGGAGUUUGGAGCCUGUUACGUCCAAUGCGCCCUAUCGUGUCAUUGCCGUUAUUGGCAUCAAUCGAUACCCAGAUUGCCGGGAAUAUUGUAAGGCCACCUAUACGGCUGACUAUAAUGGGGAGUGGUACACUUAAUACAUACCGCGAUUUUUUGACAUCCUUGAGUGUUAUAACGCUUGAAGCUUCUAUUCCCGAACCUUUGGAUGCUAAUAAGAAGAGGAAUGUUUGCAGAGACAGUGGCACAGCAUCUGUUCUAACAGCACCACUAACCUAUCAACACAAACCCUUAGAUCAAACUUCUUCCUUAACUACCUCCUCUGCAUUUGCCUUCUGGGUAGCCACCUUCGCUUAA
Molecule: messenger RNA, 2142 nt
Organism: Lachnellula hyalina
Lineage: Eukaryota; Fungi; Ascomycota; Leotiomycetes; Helotiales; Lachnaceae
Gene: Vps45
Product: Vacuolar protein sorting-associated protein
Exons: 4
Coding region: 1-2142 (713 amino acids)
Biological process (GO): intracellular protein transport; vesicle-mediated transport
Cellular component (GO): Golgi membrane
Source: RefSeq, a predicted model, not a curated record